CUUGGAGAAAAUAAUAAAUACAUUUACUCGUACUACUUCGAGUAAUUUCGUUUUCCCCAACUUCGCACUUCUCACCUUUCCAAACACUCCCAAACUCCGAAGAUCGAGGAGAGAGAAAAUAUCGCCGGCGACCGGAUCCACUUUCCGGCGGUGCUGACGGCUAAUUUUCAUCUCCUGAUCUCUUUUUUUUAUCGAUUCAUUCUAACCGUAUGAUCUUCAAUUUUUCCGACGAUCGUAGAAAUACAAUUUUCGUUUGAGGAAAUUAGGGUUUAUCGUUCUCAUUUAUUUGAAAUUGAUUCUUCAAGGUGAGAGAAAUAGCUAGUCGAAGAAGAAGUUGUUCAUUUUAUGGAGGGGUGCAAGUUUGUGUAAGUUGUCUCUUCGAAGUAGGUUAUGCUUCGUCGACUCAGAUGGUUAAUUGAUUUGACUCAGAGAAAUUUUGCGGUGAAGCGAUUGACCGAUGCAGAGGUUAAACCAUUUAAGCCAGCUAUGUUGGACACUUUUCAUGAGGUGGCUAUUUACCUUCACAGGUUUCACAAUCUUGAUCUUUUCCAGCAAGGAUGGUACCAAAUUAAGAUUUCUAUGAAAUGGGAGGAUGGGGAUGGAACAUAUGUUGGAAUUCCCUCCAGAGUUGUACAAUAUGAAGCUCCUAAGAUGGGUUCUGAUGAUAGUUAUGGAGUUUGGAGAAUUGAUGAUUCUGACAACAGUUUUUCAACUCAACCUUUUAAGAUUAGAUAUGCGAGACAAGAUGUUCCUUUAUCUGUUAUGAUUGCUUUUAAUGUCUCCCUUUCAAACCGUGAGGUACAGCUAGAUUGCAGUAUUCAGGCUCAUAGAAGUCAUUUACCCUGCCUCAAUUAUCAGGUUCCUGCUAAGUCUGGUGUUAUUAUCAAAUUUGAACUUAUAUAUUCUCCUUUAUUGGAGAAAGGGUCAGAGUUGCAGGCUAUCUUAAGUACCUCUGCUGCUGCUGUCCACGAAUUCAGAAUCCCUCCUAAAGCUCUUUUGGGACUACAUUCAUACUGUCCUGUUCUUUUUGAUGCCUUCCAUUCUGCUCUAGUAGAUAUUAGUAUACAUAUUAGUCUCUUAAAAACAGUUGCACAGACUUUCCAGAAGAAGCUACCCAGCAAUUCUUUUACUGUUGAGAAUAUUGAUGGCAAAUUUCCUGACAAAUCAACUAAAGGUUUUGGUAAAGUGGUAAAAGAGGUGCUGCUUGUCAAAUCAUUGUUAACUGCACGUGACAUUCUUUUAGAAGAAGCACAAAAGCUUGGCAGAGCAAUUGAUCAAACCAUCGACUUCACUGAAUUCAUUUCCCAGCUGGAUGAUACAAAGUUGUUUGGCUCUUUAUUGCAAGCAGAUGUAUCUUCAACUAGUUCUGAUGGAAAAAGACCAGAAUUUGAUGACUCUCAAAAGAGUAAAGAGAAGGAAAGUCUUUUUCUUGAUUUUCGAAGUAAUGGGGCCCUUCAGUCGCUAUCUAGGGACAGUCUACUCCAUUUUGCUCAUACAAUUGGAAACCAAAAUCACUACUUAUGGAAUACUUUUUUAAAUUUCCACAGGGCUAACAAAACUAAGAUAAUGGAAUAUCUGAGAGAGUCAUGGGCCAAUGAUCGGAGAAUAGAGUGGUCAAUAUGGAUGGUGCAUUCCAAGGUUGAGAUGCCACACCAUUUUAUUAGUAGCAGAGGUGAUGAGGUUUCACUUCAUGGUGGCCUACGUGGAAAAGUAUCAGUAUUACGGAAGCUGGCUGAUGAUCCUGCUCAAACUGCAGCUACACGAGCUGAGCUUCACAGACGAAGUAUUGCACAAAUGAAAAUCAACAGUCGUUCAAUUCAAGACUUGCAGAUAUUUGGAGAUCCUUCAAGUGUGCCUGUGGUGAUUGUAGAACGUGUUAUCAAUGCACCAAGGCGUUCUUCUAGUGGCAAUUCAUACUUUGGUCAAGCUAUCCAGAGGGCCCCAUCGACCUUGCUUACUGAACUUAGUUCUGCGAGCAUAGUAUCUGGUGCUAAUCAUUUACAGAAUGGUCGUGUAUUGAAGAUUGUCAUCUUUGUGCAUGGAUUUCAGGGACAUCAUUUGGAUUUGCGACUCGUCCGUAAUCAGUGGCUUUUGAUAGAUCCAAAGGUAGAGUUUCUUAUGUCCGAAGCUAAUGAAGAUAAAACAUCUGGAGACUUCAGAGAAAUGGGGAACAGGCUAGCAAAGGAGGUUGUUUCUUUUGUCAAGAAGAAAAUGGAUAAAGUCUCAAGAUCUGGAGGGUUGCGGAGUAUCAAGCUUAGUUUUGUUGGGCAUUCCAUUGGAAAUGUCAUUAUAAGAACUGCAUUGGCUGAUAGUAUUAUGGAGCCUUAUCUCAGGUUCUUGCACACCUAUGUAUCUGUAUCUGGUCCACAUUUAGGAUAUCUGUACAGUUCAAACUCGCUAUUUAAUUCUGGGCUGUGGCUACUAAAGAAGCUGAAAAGCACACAAUGUAUCCAUCAGCUUACUUUAACUGAUGAUCCAGAUCUCCAGAACACCUUCUUCUUCAAGCUAUGCCAGCAAAAGACAUUGGAGAACUUUAAGAAUAUCAUCCUGCUAUCUUCACCACAGGAUGGUUAUGUACCAUAUCAUUCUGCAAGAAUUGAAUUGUGCCCUGCAUCCUCAAGUGACUUCUCAAAAAGGGGGAAAGUUUUUCUGGAGAUGUUGAACAAUUGCUUAGACCAAAUACGAUCUCCCUCUGUGGAACAUCGGGUUUUCAUGCGAUGUGAUGUCAAUUUCAACAUGUCUUCCCAUGGCAAAAACUUAAAUACUUUCAUCGGCAGGGCCGCCCACAUAGAGUUUUUGGAGACCGAUAUCUUUGCAAAGCUUAUAAUGUGGUCAUUUCCCGACUUGCUUCAGUAAUUAGGCUGGAAAGGCAGCCUUGUUAGUGGUUAUUAAGAUGCGUUAUGACCAAACUAUUCAGUUUCACGAUUCAGGGGUUCACAUACAAAUCCUUCUCGUCGAGGUUCUGAUUGCCAAAGUUUUGCUCAUAAAUGUUUCCAUCGGAAACCAGAGCGAAUGCCCGUCCAAUGUAUACUGUUCUAGGUACGCUAGAUUUUGUAUUUCUACUUUCUUGGGAUUAUGUUAGGUUUUCGUUUAGGAUUAUAGGCAGGAGUUCCCUCAUUUAGGAACCUAGAGGAUGAUUGCUCAUUGUACAGUUGACAAAUCUGCAUAAAUAAUGUUAUGCUUAACAAGUAGCUUAGUUACAUGGCGCUUUUUAUUUAUUUAUUAUUAUUCUUUUUUGA
Messenger RNA from Beta vulgaris subsp. vulgaris (sugar beet), 3239 nucleotides. RefSeq lists its product as uncharacterized. The transcript has 17 exons. Bases 391 to 2856 code for a protein of 821 amino acids. NCBI's taxonomy places the organism in Eukaryota, Viridiplantae, Streptophyta, Magnoliopsida, Caryophyllales, Amaranthaceae. The record is from RefSeq and is a predicted model, not a curated record.